Molecule: messenger RNA, 3951 nt
Organism: Trachemys scripta elegans
Lineage: Eukaryota; Metazoa; Chordata; Testudines; Emydidae
Product: calcium-activated chloride channel regulator 1-like
Biological process (GO): chloride transport
Molecular function (GO): intracellularly calcium-gated chloride channel activity
Source: RefSeq, a predicted model, not a curated record
UCGGCUGCUAUCACUGGUAAACAUAUAGUCCAAAGCUGCACAGGAAACAGCUGCAUGACAAGAGAAUGUGAAUAUGAUCAACAGACAAAGCUGUAUGAAGCUGGAUGUAAAUUUGUAGCAGAAAAACCACAAAAUGUCCGAGCAUCUAUAAUGUACAUGCAAAGCCUCUCUUCUGUGGUUGAGUUCUGUGAUCAAAGUACUCAUAAUGAAAAGGCUACAAAUCUGCAGAACAAAAUGUGCAACUACGAAAGCACCUGGGAAGUAAUUAUGAACUCUACGGACUUCAGUAACACCUCUCCAAUAAAUAGCACAAGUCCUCCAUUUGAGACGGCCUUCUCAUUGCUGCAGACCAAAGACAGAGUAGUCUGUCUAGUACUUGAUGUUUCUGGGAGCAUGGCUUGGAAUAACCGCAUUAAACGUCUGUAUCAAGCUGCGGAGAUAUUCCUGCUACAGAUUAUCGAAAUGAAUUCCUGGGUUGGAAUUGUCACAUUCCAAUCUACAGCACAAAUUAAAAUUAAUCUACAACAAAUAGUCACUGAGACUGUACGCCAUGAUCUUAUCACAUACCUGCCUACAUCAGUUGAUGGAGGAACUAAAAUCUGCAAAGGAGUACGCAAAGGAUUUGAGGUGAUUAAACAAAAAUACUCUAAUCUCGAUGGUUCUGAAAUUGUAUUGCUGACAGAUGGAGAGGAUUCAGAUAUGAGCAUUUGCCUUAAGGAGGUGGAAGACAGUGGAUCGAUCAUUCACACCAUUGCCUUGGGGCCAAGUGCUGCUCCAGAACUAGAACAAUUUUCAGACAUGACAGGAGGCUUAAAGUUUUAUGCCACAGAUACAGUUGAUUCCAAUGGCCUAAUUGAUGCAUUCAGUGGAAUUUCAUCAGGAAGUGGAAAUAUUUCUGAACAGUCUACUCAGCUUGAAAGUACAGCUCAGAGUGUCGCAGUCAAGCAGUGGAUGGAUGGUACAGUAACUGUAGAUAGCACUGUGGGAAAGGACACCUUCUUUGUAGUUACAUGGAAUCGAAGCACAUCUCCACCAGACAUUUUACUGAGGGACCCCAAAGAAAAAGAAUAUAGAACGUCAAACUUCACAGUUAGUGAUCUAAACCUCCAAACAGCUCGACUGAAUAUAGCAGGCACUGCAGAGAUGGGGAUGUGGUUUUAUACAAUUCAAAAUAACCACACAGAAUCUCAAGUCAUAUCAAUGAUAGUAACGUCUCGACCAGCAUCUUUGGCUGUGCCUCCAGUGACUGUGAAAGCCCACAUGAACAAGGAUACAAACAACUUCCCUAAUCCAAUGGUGAUUUAUGCAGAAGUUAGUCAAUGAUUUUUGCCUGUUCUUGGUGCAACCGUGAUGGCCACUGUUGAACCACAGACUGGAUCUGCAGUUCAGCUCAAGCUCCUUGAUUAUGGUUCCGGUGCUGAUAUUACCAAGAAUGAUGGAAUCUAUUCAAAGUACUUUAUAACUUUCAAGGGAAAUGGUAGAUACAACUUAAAAGUGCAUAUCCUGGGGAGAAAUCAGACUGUCAGACUUGGCCACAGGCAGAGCCGAGCCUUGUAUGUUCCAGGCUACAUAGAAAAUGGUGACAUCAAAAUGAAUGCACCAAGACCUGAAGUUAGUGAGGAUGAAUCAAGCAAGCUAGGAAGUUUCAACAGAGUUGCAUUAGGAGGUUCUUUUGUAGUGAACAAUGUGCCUUCAGGAGGAACUACUGAUGAGUUCCCACCCUGUAAAAUUGUUGAUCUUGAGGCUCAGUAUGAAGAAGAUAAAAUUCACUUGUCUUGGACAGCUCCCGGGAAUGACUUUGAUGUGGGACAAGCGGAAAGAUACAUAAUAAAAAUGAGUGAAAGUCUUCUGGACCUAAGAAACACCUUUGAGAAUGCUACUUCUGUGAAUACCUCUAGUCUGGUACCUAACCCUGCUGGCACCAAAGAAUCAUUUCAGUUUAAACCAGAAAAUUUCACCAUAGAAAAUGACACCAUAAUCUACUUUGCAAUACGUGCGGUUGAUAAUGCCUCCCUGACCUCAGAGGUGUCUACUAUAGCACAAGUAGCUCUGUUUUUUACUCCAAAGGAAUCCUCGCCUGAUGGUGCAUCUAAUGAUGAUGCUAUCAAUGAAGGUAUUAGUGUUUUAACAAUAGUGUUAAUAGUAGCUGGGUGUGUAGCAGCUCUGUUAAUAGCUGUAAGUAUAACUGUUUGCAUUUUACACAAGAAAAAUAGAAGGGGAUUCGAUGAGAUCAGAAUGUAAUAGAACUAAUUUUAAGAUGAAAGCUCAGUAGGAAUCUAUCCUAAUUUGUUCUGUUUGUGAUUUUUAAAAUAUAUAAGCGAAGACUUAAUUUUGUAAUACAGUUGAAAAUUAAGUGAAUUGACUUUAAAAUAGAUGUGCAUUUAUGUGUAUUUCUGUUCUGCUUUCAAUGACUUUAUGCUGUGUUACAGUACAUGUACAUAGACAAAUUACUGAGUUUAAAAGCAUGUACUCAGUAGCGUAAGACACGAGUAUAAAUGACAAUCUAGAGUAUAAUUUAAUUCUAAUCUUGCAAGAUUUUUGCAACUUUAGGUAUUCUGUGCUUAUUAACAAAAAGUAGCAAAAACGAUGUCUUUCUAUUUUUGUUAUCCAGUUGCUUAGCUAUCAGGAAUGUGAGAUUUUGUAAAAAACAUUUGAUAGAUCUGUAAUCUGUCAUUUGUAUACAUCCCUUUCACAUCCUUUCAGUUAUGUACAGUGAGUAGGAAACAAAAAUAUAUACCUCUCUUGGCCCUGAGCCUGCAAAUGCUUACGUACGUGCACGACUCUACUCAUGGGAGGAGAGUUAUGCAGGUGUUUACCUGUUAUCAGGAUCAGGCCCAUACAGUAUCCACAAAUGAGCAUAUGGAAAACACUUUCUUCCUGAUAUAAUCACCAAUCACACGUGCAGCCUUCCAACUCCAAACUAUUAACAAAAGAACAAAAGCAAAAUAGUAGAAGAGAAGACAAUACAUGCCAAAUGAGCAGGAAUGCCACCUAUCGCAGCAUAUGAUAGAAGCAACUGCAUGUGGCACCAAGGAGGAAAAGCUGUUCUAAAAAUGGCUUUUCACUCAUCUUUCCUAUUUCCUGCAAGCCCAACUUGCAACAUCAUGCUGUAUGAUGUGACACUGCAGAAAUGGUAAAGGAUCAUCCAUUCUAUGGGUAAUGAAAACAUCCAUAGUUACAUUAGAUGGGGUGAAAUUAUUUUAUAAGGGAGGGGCUAGAGAGGAACUUUUCCAUGGGUUAAUUAUUCCAUAACUGUCCAUGUGACACACUGUUUUCCUUUUUAUUCACCACUUUUACAAAACUAUGAUAAAUCUUGUACAAACUAUGCUUUGUGAGGUAUCAUCUGAAAACUCAUAAUUCGCUGAGCAUUAUUGUUCUGGUAAAAUAUAUGUGGCAACAUUGUAUGUAAAGUCAUAAGAUUCUAUGUAUGAUGUUACUAAGGGAUAUUCCAAGUCUGGGAAAGCAGCCUAGACCAGUUCCUCGGAGACAAAAGGCAAACUGAAGCCUCAGCCAGGUUUCAACACAAUCAAAAGGACUAUCAACGGGGUAAGUGGCUGGCAUGAAGAAGGGCGGGAGUAAGAACUGUACAUCUUGGUAAUGGCACAGCUGGGGGUUCCCAUGUAAACAGAAUGGCUUCACCUGAACCCCAGAUGAAGGUGAUUCUCAAAGAGGAGGAAAAGAUAUAAAAAUGAGGAACAGAGGCCCUAAAUCACCUCUCUCCCCUCACGGCAUCAACAACAGUUGAAAGACAAAAGAAGCAUCAUUGAAUUGGGGGAGUGGUCCUGUCUGAAGGAAUCCAGCCAGACUGCUGUAACUAUAUGGUGAGAGAAAUCUUUUGCUUUAAAUUCAUUUAGUUUAAGUUAGGUAUUGGUUUGCAUUUACCUUUUAUUUCUUUGUAACCAAUUCUGACUUUUCUGCCUCAUUAUUUGUAAUAACUUAAAAUCUGUCUUU